This is a messenger RNA of Naegleria lovaniensis, 1152 nucleotides long. RefSeq lists its product as uncharacterized. NCBI's taxonomy places the organism in Eukaryota, Heterolobosea, Eutetramitea, Acrasida, Naegleriidae. The coding region runs from base 1 to 1152 and encodes 383 amino acids. The transcript has a single exon. The record is from RefSeq and is a predicted model, not a curated record.
AUGAAAGCAAAAGAUAAAGGGGAUCAUGGAGAGGAAUUACUAGCAAAUGAAAAAUUGUCUAAUCAUCAUCAUGAGCCUCCAACACAUAAAUCAUCAUCCAUGAGCAGCAUCAAUGAUGAACAAAUUCCGAAUGGAAAGGAUAAGCACCUACGAAUUUUCAAACAUAGUUGCUUUCUUUUUGAUACAUUACUCAAGCAAAUACUUGUCGAGUUGAGUAUUGAAUGGGUUGGACAGGAACGAAGAAAAGUCUAUUUUCAAAAUUUAAAUCAAAUGAAUGGAAACACAAAGAACGACCACGAGGAGAAUAAUUCCUACUCAAUUGAAGACGGAGUGGAGGUCUUUCCUCAAAUAUCUGCUUCUCAAUUACCUCUUGAAAAAACCCAUGUUGUGUGUGAUCAUUGUAAAAGAUCCAUUGCGAAUGAGGUCUAUGCACCUCACCUUGAACGAUGUAUGAAUGUACGAAAUAGCAGAAGAAAUGGAGGAAGAAAUAGAACUGUUGUGGAUUAUUCGGAAGAUACGAUUUUGGAUUUUGACGAGGAAGAUCACGAGGUUGAGCCUCAAACCAUGCAUGAGGUCGAAGAAGCAUCAUCCACCAACGAACAAGCUUAUGCAGAAAGUGUGCCUGAAGAACUUCCAACCAAAUCAUCACCGUCUCGACAACAAUCACAGAGCAAGUCGAAAAAAAAGACAAACACUAAACCAAAAACGAAAGCAAAAAAGAAACGAGGAGCACAAACAAGUGACGAUGAUGAAGAUUAUGUUGACGAAUUUUUGGAGCCUUCGUCUGAAGAAUUUGAAGACGAUCGUAGUUAUUCAAGCACUCAAAGUGAGCGAGGAGGAACCAGCAAAAGAAAAGUCACACGAUCCAAGAAAGCAACCUCUAAUGCUGCUGCAUCCUCCAACAGUAAUGGGAACAACUCAAAGAAACGAAAGACAUCAAACAAAAAACAGACUCGUAAAGCGAACAAUGCCCCAUCCUCAGAUGAGGAUUUAAUGAACAUGAGCGGUAAUAGUUCUUCAGAAGACGAUAGAAAACAACCCAACGCUGGCACGAUCAAUGAGGAAGAUGCUCAAUCUGUUUCCAGCUCUGAAAGACUGUUAAACUAUAUUGACUCGUCUAGCUCACAAAAAUCAUCCGCGAGCGAUGAAUGA